Molecule: messenger RNA, 1872 nt
Organism: Lathyrus sativus (Indian pea)
Lineage: Eukaryota; Viridiplantae; Streptophyta; Magnoliopsida; Fabales; Fabaceae
Source: the annotation of a GenBank genome assembly
AUGCGUUCUUAUUUGUUCCGCGCUACAUCUGAAAUCGUCUCAUUAUCACGUUCCGGCAGAAUUAUUCACGCACGCAAACUAUUCGAUGAAAUGCCGGAACGAGAUUCAGUGGCUUGGAAUGCUAUGUUGACCGCCUAUUCCCGCCUUGGACUUUACCAUCAAACUCUCACUCUCUUCGAUAGCAUGAGAAUCUCCGAUUCCAAACCCGAUAACUUCUCAUACUCUGCAGCCAUAAAUUCGUGUGCUGGUGCAUCUGAUCUUCGUUUUGGAACAAAACUUCAUGCUUUGGUUGUUGUUUCAGGGUACCAGUCUUCUCUUCCUGUGGCUAACUCCCUUGUAGAUAUGUAUGGCAAGUGUUUGAAUCCAAAUGAUGCAAGGAAAGUGUUUGAUGAGAUGAGUUAUCGUAAUGAAGUGACAUGGUGUUCUCUUCUGUUUGCUUAUGCAAACUCUUGUAGGUUUGAUAUGGCUUUUGAAGUUUUUCGUGGGAUGCCUGAAAAGGUUGAAAUUGCUUGGAAUAUAGUUAUUGCGGCUCAUGCUCGUUGUGGUGAAGUGGAGGCGUGUUUGCAUUUGUUUAAAGAUAUGCGCGAGAGUUUGCAUCAGCCAGACCAGUGGACUUUAAGUGCUCUCGUGAACGCUUGUGCCGAGUCGAUGGGAUUGUUAUGCGGAUGCAUGGUUCAUUGUUUUGUGGUUAAAUCUGGUUGGAGCACUGCUAUGGAGGUAAAUAACUCAAUUGUAAGCUUUUAUGCUAAAUUAGAAUGUCAUGGUGAUGCUGUGAAAGUUUUUGACUCUGGUGGUGCUUUUAAUCAAGUUUCUUGGAAUGCAAUCAUUGAUGCCCAUAUGAAAGUGGGGGAUACCCAGAAAGCUCUUCUUGCUUUCCAGCAAGCCCCUGAGAAAAAUAUUGUAUCUUGGACUUCUAUGAUUGUUGGGUAUACGAGAAACGGGAAUGGAGAUUUAGCUUUAAGUUUGUUUUUAGACAUGAAAAGGAACUCUUUCCAGCUUGAUGAUUUAGUAGCUGGAGCGGUCCUUCAUGCUUGUGCUAGCUUGGCAAUUCUAGUUCAUGGAAAAAUGGUUCACACUUGUAUUAUUCAUCUUGGUUUAGACAAGUGUUUAUUUGUUGGCAAUAGCCUGAUUAACAUGUACGCUAAAUGUGGAGACAUAGAAGGUUCGAGGCUCGCAUUUCAUGCCAUUAGUGAGAAGGACACGGUUUCUUGGAAUUCAAUGUUGUUUGCAUUUGGACUAAACGGAAGGGGUAAUGAAGCUAUAUGUAUGUUCAGAGAAAUGGUGGCAUCAGGUGUAAGACCUGAUGAAGUAACCUUCACAGGGCUGCUAAUGACUUGUAGCCAUUUGGGGCUAAUAGAUGAGGGCUUUGCUUUGUUUCAUUCAAUGAGUUUGGAAUUUGGACUUACUCAAAGAAUGGAUCAUGUGGCAUGCAUGGUUGAUAUGCUCGGUCGAGGUGGGCAUGUAGCCGAAGCGCGAAGUUUAGCUAAGAAGUAUUCAACAAGUAAAGAUAGGACCAAUUCAUGUGAGGUUCUACUUGGAGCAUGCUACACACAUGGAGAUUUACGAACAGGGAGCUCUAUGGGAGAAAAUCUAAAGAACUUAGAACCUAAAAAAGAGGUUGGUUAUGUGUUGUUGUCAAAUAUGUAUUGUGCAAGUGGGAAAUGGGAGGAAGCAGAGAUAGUAAGAAAGGAAAUGUUGGAUCAAGGGGUGAAGAAAGUUCCUGGUUGUAGUUGGAUUGAGAUAAGAAACGUGGUGACUGCAUUUGUAUCAGGAAACAAUUCAUAUUCUUGCAUGGAUGAUAUAUCUAAGAUACUAUACAUCCUUGAAUUAGAGAUGAGACACGCAUGGCCUAUUAAUUUUGAUACUCAAUGA